This is a messenger RNA of Paralichthys olivaceus (Japanese flounder), 2996 nucleotides long. It is a transcript of the gene mars2, whose product is annotated as methionyl-tRNA synthetase 2, mitochondrial. Gene Ontology annotation, molecular function: ATP binding; methionine-tRNA ligase activity. Gene Ontology annotation, biological process: methionyl-tRNA aminoacylation. NCBI's taxonomy places the organism in Eukaryota, Metazoa, Chordata, Actinopteri, Pleuronectiformes, Paralichthyidae. The record is from RefSeq and is a predicted model, not a curated record.
UUGAAAAGAAAAACGAUAGAAAUGCAGUAAAAACCAAAAUUGCAUGAAAGCUAGUCUAUAAAACUGUUUUUAAAAAAGCGAUUGGAAAGAAGUCACUGACGUCGAGGUCAAUAGGCAAUUCGUUCCAAAGCCUAGGGGCCCCGAUGGUGUUGGCUUCUCAGAUGUGAAUAUAAUUACCCUUUUGAAUUAUAAUCAUAUCAUUUAGUUAAGUAAAAUAUAUUUAUUACUGGCUAACAAAUCAUCUUUCCUGUUGACCAGUUUGUGGAAAAUCACCACUUCACCUCUAAUUGCAAAAACAUUUGAGUGAUUUGAGAGAUUUCUCAGAUUAGUUAUUUGACCAAACUCCAUUCAUCACAGAACUUCACAGACAUGGAUGUUAACACUGAUCUGAAACAUGUUCUGUAUCACCCCUCUGUCCUUAUAAAGUAUAAAUACAGUAGAAAAUACUUAAAGGAACUGAAACUACUGCUUCUUUACUUGUUUUAAAAAAACUCGAUAAAGUUUUCUGUGAAAAAGCAAGAGGAGGUCCUCGCGCUCUGAUUGGUGGCUGGACUUCCUCCGCACACUCUGCAGCGGUUUUGAUUGGACGAGCCAUUGUUGAUGCUCAGACUAACCGGAAGUAGCGCUAACCUUGACAAGCUAACACAAACACACGUGCGGCUUGGUUUCAUUUUAAUCUAAAACACUGAGAUGAGGAGAGCGGCCACUUUCCAGUAGCUGUGCCGCUUCCUUCGCUUGUCUUGGUCUCCCGCGAAAGCUAAAUCUUGAAGUUAGCAACACGAAUGGCUAGCACUUAGCAGGUCCGCCUGGGUUUCUCGGCUUCAUGUGAGCGUCACCUGUUCUCCAACGAUGCGGUUUCCCGUCGUCACUGUUAGCAGAAGCUGUAAAGUCGUUCACAGACUGAAGCAAAGCUCGUUUCUAUCGCCUGCUUCCGCUCUGUGGAGACACGGGAGCGUCGCUGGGUCGAGUCAGGAGCGCAAAGAUGUCAGGAGCCAUUACAUCACCACCCCCAUCUUCUACGUGAACGCGUCUCCUCACCUGGGACACCUGCACUCAGCGGUGAUGGCGGACUGUCUGCACAGGUACAAGCUGCUGCAGGGCUUCAACUCAAAGUUUGCAACAGGCACAGAUGAACAUGGUUUGAAAAUCCAACAAGCUGCUGAAGCUGCAGGAAAAGAUCCCCUGACCUUCUGCACCGACGUGUCAGAGAGAUUCAAACAUCUCUUCAGCAGCUGCAACAUUUCGUACACAGACUACAUAAGAACCACAGAGCAGAGACACCGUCAGGCCGUGGAGCAUUUCUGGUCGGUGCUCUGGAACAAAGGGCUCAUCUAUAAAGGACAUUACGAAGGCUGGUACUCCACACAGGAUGAAAGCUUCCUCACGCCGUCGCAGCUGGGCGAUGCCAUGGACUCAUUAGGAAACCAGAUUAAAGUGUCACUGGAGAGUGGACACAAGGUGGAGUGGAUGAAAGAAGAGAACUACAUGUUCCGUCUGUCUGCGUUUCGGUCUCAACUGCUCGACUGGCUCCAAGGAAAUCCCCGGGCUGUGCAGCCUGAAUGUUUCCACCAGCUCGCCCUCCAGUGGCUGCAGCACGACCUUCCUGACCUCUCAGUGUCCCGUCAGAGCAGCCGUCUGCAGUGGGGCAUCUCGGUCCCCGGUGACCCUGAGCAAACCAUCUACGUGUGGCUGGACGCUCUGGUGAACUACCUCACAGUAGCUGGCUAUCCAGAUAAACACCAUCAGUGGUGGAACGUGGUCCACCACAUAGUAGGAAAGGAUAUCUUAAAAUUUCAUGCCGUCUACUGGCCAGCUUUCCUUCUUGGUGCUGGACUGCCGCUGCCACAGACCAUACACGUGCACUCUCACUGGACAGCAGAAGGAAAGAAGAUGUCUAAAAGUUUGGGUAACGUGGUAGAUCCUCUCCAACGCUCACAGAUGUUCACAGCCGAUGGCAUGAGGUACUUUCUCCUGCGUCAGGGUGUCCCAGAGUCAGACUGCGAUUACACCGAUCUCAAAGUAUUCAAGCUGCUCAACGCAGAGCUCGCCGACUCUCUGGGGGGUCUGCUCAACCGCUGCACAGCUCCGGUUCUUAACCCAGCUCAGGUCUACCCUUCGUUCUGUCCUCAGUCCUUCCCAAGAGAACAGGGAGGCAGAGCCGUGGCUGAAGACUACCACAUGUUGGAUGCAGUGAAAAACCUCCCCUCUGUGGUGGAGCAGCACUACGAGAGCAUGCACACGUACAAAGCACUGGAGGCCAUCUCUGCUUGCGUGAGGCAGACCAACGGGUUCGUCCAGCGCCACGCACCGUGGAAGCUGGACAAGAGGGACAGUAAAGAGCAGCGCUGGCGAGACACCAUCAUCCACGUCUCCCUCGAAUGCCUGAGGAUUUAUGGCACCCUCCUGCAGCCUGUCAUGCCAGAGAUUUCUAACAAACUCCUGUCCAGACUCGGUGUGGAACCAGGCGAGAGGAGCUGGGCCGCUCUGAACUUCUUGCCAAGGUUUCAGGGAACAGACUGUCCCUUCGAAGGCAGAGCGCUGGGAUCUGACUCAGGAGUGUUGUUUAGUCGCUUGGAAAAUCCAAAUGUAGAUAAACAUGAACCCAAAAAAGCAAAAAAGGCAGCAAAAUUAAAAUGAGUUUCCCUGUCGACUGAUUCAGUAAAAAAAAAAAAAAACCCUGUUUGUCACUUUAAGCUGUUACUUGCUUUCAUCUGUCAGGUGUUGAUUGUGCUUUAUAAACAUCCUCCUCACUACGUCUGCCAAGGAGGUCGUUUUCAUUCCUGUCCAUUGGUUUGUCUGCAGGAUUACACGGAAACUACAGAACAGAUUAUCACUAAACCUGAUGGAGGGAUGGGACAAGAACCCAUUACAUUUUGGCAGUUGUUCACCUCUACAGUGAUCAGUCUGAGGAAAAAAUACCUGAAGUCUCCAGUUACCUUGUUAAAGAAAAUAGUGUAUAUCGCUGGCUUCACUUUUCAGAAUCACAUCUAUUGAUU